Paramecium sonneborni is the source of this 281-nucleotide messenger RNA. Lineage: Eukaryota; Ciliophora; Oligohymenophorea; Peniculida; Parameciidae. The record is from the annotation of a GenBank genome assembly.
AAUGGAAGUAGGAAUAACCUAUUAUAAUGAAUUGAAUCUUUUACAGACAUUCUAGGAGAGACAAGGUAUGGGUUAUAAGAUUAUUAGGGUUAUUUAGGUUGGACAUAAUGAAUACGAGAGUAAUAAUUAUAAUACAUAAAAUAAAAAUAAGAAGUUGAAUAAAAAGAAUAGUAAAUAUAUGAAAGAAUGAUCAUGUAGAUUUAAAUUAAAAUGUGAAAAAUAAUAAAAGGAUUUAUUGAGAUCUAUAUAAACAAUACUAAUAAACAGGGUUGUAUUCAAUU